UUUUCUUUUGCAUAAUGAGUUGUUGAUUUAAAUGUAAUUUUGUUUAAUGUCGAUGAAAUGGAUUAAUUUCUUCAAUUUCUGAUUUCUUCUAAUUUGAUAUUCACACGAAUGUUUUCAAAAUUGUUCUGAUUAACUGUUUUAUUUAUUUAUUUAUUGGAGAUUGAUGCAUUGCUGAUUGAUCUAGGGUUUUUUUUAUAUGGCAUAUAUUAUGUUCGGUUGAGAUUGUUGUUUGAUUUUUGAAUUAGGAUGCGAAUGAGCCUCGUGGUGGUGAAUUUGGAAAUAUUCUACAAUUGUGUGAUUGCAAAUAGAUGAUUUCAUGAAUUGGUCUUUGUUCAGAAUUGAUGCCAGUCUGCUUUUUUUUUGUUUCCAUUUAUAUUGACGUGUUCAUUGCAUAGAUCGAUUACAGGUAAUGGUUGGGAGAAAAGCUUUCGUUGUGGGAUUCGAUUAGCUACGGAUUCUUGGUGUUCCUGGAGGUCAUAUUGUUGCCAUGGCUGCUGGAAUUUCUUCUCCUAGGAAGAUAGAGAUAAACGGAUUUAUGGAUGUCUUGUCAUCCGCUUCAUGUGAAUGGUUCUUGAUGUUCUUGCUGUAUGUUGAUGCAGCAUUUUGGUAUCUGCUCCUAAAAUUUGCGCGCUAUUGUGAACUGGAAACACCUUGUCUGUUAUGCUCGAGGCUUGAUCAUGGUUUGGAAAAAAAGAAACAUGCAUUGUGUUGGAGCUUAUUGUGCAGUGAGCACAGAGAAGAAAUAUCUUCACUGGUGUCUUGUUCUGUCCAUUCUAGAUUUGCUACUGUUCAUAGAAUGUGUGACGAGUGUCUCACAUCGAUCGCUAUGCAGAAAAAAUCGAGUUCCCCUGUGAACAUGACCUGUUCCUGCUGCAGCAUCAUGGUGAAGUCUAAAUCUAACACUGGAAGAUUGCUACAACUUGACCCCCUUGGUUUUGGGGCUUCUAGGGAAAACAUUAGGCUGCCUCAGCCUCAUACACCAACUUCGAUUAAUUUCAGUCAUAGUGAUAGCCUAAAGAGGAUUAGAGAAAAGUACGCAGGCACGGUGGUGACAGAUCAACCAGCUCAGGGAAAUAGUGUUGAUGCUGACACAAGGUCUGCUACUGUAGCGUAUACGAAGCUAAAAUUGUCCUCUGAUUCUGAGUCUGAAUUUGCACAUUCAGAAGAUGAUGAUGAUGUUAACACUGAUAUUGAUAAAAGCCUGCACGAACCACCAUCUGAUUCCGAUGCUCUAAAGGGCCCAACGGGUCAAGGUUUUGAUGUGAAAUAUAUAGCUCUUGAUCCACCUAGUAUGAUUAAAACAAGCGAGCACAAGAAUGAGGACACGUUGUCAUCUAAUGCCAAUACAGAGCAUUUUGCGGAUCUUGAUAAGGAAGAAGUGUCUUAUUGUAAACGCAGUUCAUCUUUGACACGAAAGCUAACUUCUUCAUGUGACAGUUUCUCACCACGAGAUGGUGGUGUUGGUUAUUUUACAGAGACAUCUGAAUACAGCAUUUCUCUCCCUCACUUGCCACCCAUCUCUGUACCAUCUGAGGUAAUUUCUGUAUGCAGUGUUGCUCCAUUGUCCAAUGACACAACACCAGAAAAAGAAGACACUGGGGAAUUCAGUGAGAAUGAAGAACCAUCUGAGGCGUGUCACGCAGAAGCUACUGUAAGGACUAAUUCAGAUGAUACUCGUCUGUCAAAGAAUAACGAUACACAUCAUAUUGAUGCUUCAAUUCGUGGUUAUGAAACUCCGCAACUAUUAUCUAGGAGUGCUUUUGAACCAACUGAUACCCGUGAUUAUGCUAAAAUUGAAGAUGCGGCUGCAGUAUCCACUUCUGAUGUGGGGUUAUUGCAAGAAGAACCCAGCCAUAGAGUAGUUCAUCAUAAACAUGAUGAAUUUAGAAUAACAGAAGAUCCUUAUUCUAAGGCAGUUCUGUUUCCAGCUUCAUCACAAACUGAGGACUCCUCAUAUAUAUCUGUGGAUGAAAUCACUGUGAACGACACUGAAGGUGAAAGUGUUGUUAAUCAACUACAACGACAGAUUGAGCAUGAUCACAAUUGCCUGAAUUCUUUGUAUGAGGAACUGGAAGAAGAAAGAAAUGCUGCUUCUAUUGCAGCAGAGGAAGCAAUGGCCAUGAUUACAAGAUUACAGGAGGAGAAGGCAUCAUUACGUAUGGAAGCACUAAAUUACCUAAGGAUGAUGGAGGAGCAAGCAACAUAUGAUGCGCAGGCAUUGGAAAUGGCUACUGAUCUUCUUGCUCAAAGGGAGAAGGAAUUGCAGGACUUGGAAUAUGAGUUAGAAUCUUACAGAAAUAAUUUCCUUGAUGACCCAGAUGAAGAUGAUAUAGAAAAGACCUCAGAUCUGGAUACUCAAACUGCAGCCAAUACAGAAACAAGUCCUGGGGCUUCUAGUAAUUCCUAAUCUGACAAAAUCUUGAGAGCCUGUGGCAACUGCAAACCUAGGAGUGACUCGGUAUCAAGCUUUGAAGAUGAUAUAUAUGUAUACUCUGGAAAUGUUUGAAAGAAGUUGGAGGAGCUCCAUCAAGCUCAUUUUAGUUGAAACUUGAAUGAAAUGCCUCAUGGCCCAAGUUCUAGAAAUGCCAAUAUCAAAUUUUACUCACAACCAACAAGAACAAUUUAUAUCAUGAGAAUGAAGAGAAUACCUCUGUUGUGCAACAAUUUAUUCUGUAUCUUCUGCUAAAAAAUUGCACUCCCAACUCUCGACAGAAAAUUCAUGUCGAUGGCAAUGACCAACCAGCCAGAUCUUCAUCUGUCGAUAACAAUUUAUGCCAGAAAUGGCUCCUUUGGCACACAGAGAGCUAUCCACAACAUCUGUCAUGAUCAAUCAGAGGGGCCAAAAUGGAGAUGAUCAAGAUGUUCUGAUCGGUAAGUGUCGUCCUAAUGAUGGAUGUGAUUACAAGAAGAUUCAACGGGAUCUACUUGAACCUCCACUUAAUCUUCCCCAGAAGAUCGAAUCACGCUCCAGGGGUGGAACAUGUAUAGUCAAUGUCAUCUUCGUUUUUUUCUUUUAGUUGGAGAUUCGACUGCAGAGGUACUCGUUCUCCUUUUAAUUUUUUACAGUUUCAGGUUGAUUCUAUACUUUUGACAAACUUGUAGCGCGUAGCUGAUCAUGUAAACUGUGGAUACGAGCUUGCAAGUCCGUUCACGGCUUAGUGCAGAAUGUAGAUUGCUUACCUUAAGUAAGUUUGCAUUUGCAUUAAGCAGUUUGUUUGAGAAA
This is a messenger RNA of Salvia splendens (bonfire salvia), 3223 nucleotides long. RefSeq names its product myosin-binding protein 1-like. The transcript is spliced from 3 exons. The coding region runs from base 488 to 2407 and encodes 639 amino acids. The record is from RefSeq and is a predicted model, not a curated record. Gene Ontology annotation, molecular function: myosin binding. NCBI's taxonomy places the organism in Eukaryota, Viridiplantae, Streptophyta, Magnoliopsida, Lamiales, Lamiaceae.